This is a messenger RNA of Micromonas pusilla CCMP1545, 525 nucleotides long. RefSeq lists its product as uncharacterized. The transcript has a single exon. The record is from RefSeq and is a predicted model, not a curated record. Lineage: Eukaryota; Viridiplantae; Chlorophyta; Mamiellophyceae; Mamiellales; Mamiellaceae. The coding region runs from base 1 to 525 and encodes 174 amino acids.
AUGCCGAACCAACACGGCGAUACCAAGCGUGUGUAUGCCAAGCCGUUCUUCGAAUGGUGCAUGCAGAACGGCGAGCGCGGGAAGACGCUCCUCCGGGAGUUCAGGGACCCGGAGAAGCUGCCGACGGAGGUGGCGUUUAGGUCGCACCACAGGGCAAAGUGGAAGUGUCUGAAGUGCAAGCACGCGUGGAGGGCGAAGAUGCACAACCGCACGUGCAGCGUCAAACCCAGCGGGUGUCCGAAGUGCGCGAAUCAAAUGCCGCUGUGUAGGACCAACAACUUCGUCACGUGGUGUAACGCCAACGGCGACCGAGGCAAGAAGCUCCUGAAAGAGUACGUGGACCCGGACAGGGAGCCGACGCAAGUUACGAGAGGGUCGACAUACAAGGCGCUGUGGAAUUGUGAGACGUGCGAGCACGAAUGGAGGGCGCCGAUGAACAACCGCACGAGGAGUGUUAAACCCAGCGGAUGCCCGCAGUGCAACCCCCCUGGAGGUCCAAAGAAGAAGCGCCAGCGCGACGACUGA